Molecule: messenger RNA, 492 nt
Organism: Hypoxylon fragiforme
Lineage: Eukaryota; Fungi; Ascomycota; Sordariomycetes; Xylariales; Hypoxylaceae
Product: nucleic acid-binding protein
Exons: 2
Coding region: 1-492 (163 amino acids)
Biological process (GO): translation
Cellular component (GO): ribosome; mitochondrion
Molecular function (GO): structural constituent of ribosome
Source: RefSeq, a predicted model, not a curated record
AUGAAUGUCACUACAGAAUUGGCGGGGGCUGCGCGACAUGCCCACAAGAUAAUGAAGGGCAUUGUGGUCUCAGCUGGUCGCAUGGACAAGACUGUGAAAGUCAAAUUAGGAGGACUGCGAUGGGAAGAGAAGGUGCAGAAGUACUUCAAACAACCGCGAUGCGAGCUAGUCCACGACCCCCGUAACUCCCUACGACAAGGCGACGUCGUAUCUAUAACAUCGUCAUGGCGAGUAUCAAAAGAUGUGCGUUAUGUCGUCCAGGAUAUUAUAGCACCAUUCGGCGACCCUAUCGACGAACGGCCACCCAUUCCCACUCUGGAGGAGAGGAUACAAGAGAGAAGCGCGAAGCGAGAAAUCAAAGUGCAGCGGAGAGACUUGACAAGAUCCGUAAAUAGGGAGCUACUUAGAUCCGAGAAAUUGGCACUGCAAGUCAAUAUGGCGUUGCGGCCAAUUCAGAAAGCCCUCAAGACCGAAUCUUCGCAAGCUACAUGA